AUGAGCGCGCCUCCGCCUGGCAUGCCUAACGGCCAAAACCCCAAUGGCCAGCCUCGCCCGCCCCCGAUCAAGCGACGACCUCGCGGAGAUCCUCUCGUUGCCCGCAAACGCCCAGGACCCCCGCGACCCGCGGCUGCGCGCCCCGGAACGAAUACUUUGCAGACCGCGGCAGGCGCUAGACCAUCACCCGGCGCGUCGGGCCAUCAUGGCAUUCUUCAGCGCCCCGAAACAGAGGAUGAUAUCAAGGCUAGGAGGGCGGCAAAUGGUGGCUGGCUUGACCCCGCGCCCGCCAACGUUAGGGAGUUCAAGAUUGUCACGACGAAGAAGGCAUUGAAAGAUGGCAUACGUCACCACAUCAUGAAGCUUUCCUCUUCCAAGGCGGACCUUGAGCAGAGAGGCAUUGAUCCGACGAACCAGGAUGAGUUCACUAGACCUGUUACUCUCCAACGGCGCGAUCCUCGCCAGCCGCCACCUGGCCGCGAAGUCAAGCAGGAAGCGCCCGAACCACAGCCGGUGGACGAAAAGGAGGCUGAGAGGCUAGCACAGAUGAAGGCUGAGCGUGAGGCUGUUCGUGCUGUCGAGCUGGCCAAAAGUGCACCAAGCCUUAAGGAUCCUAAUGCCGAUAAAAAACCAAAGCCCAAGAAGAAGGAGGAAGACGUACAGUUCCAUCGAACUCCCAGAACCGAAAAGGAGAAGAAGCAGCAGGAACUGCGAUACGAGGAAGCUCUUCCCUGGCACCUUGAGGAUGCGGAUGGUAAAAACGUCUGGGUUGGAUCAUACGUCGCUCCUUUGUCUGAGACGACCGUCUGCUUCGUUGCCACUAGAGACGGUAAAUUUGCAGCUGUUCCAUUAGAGAAGUGGUACAAGUUUACCGCCAAGCCACACUUCAACACCAUGAGACUGGAAGAGGCCGAGGCUUUGAUGAGCAAGAAGACAGACAUUGGUCGGUGGUAUAUGCGAGAUAAGCAGAAGAAGAGCGAGCAGGAUGAAUGGGAGGCAACUAGACACGCACUUUAUGGCCCUGCCAGGAUCAAGACUGAGAGCAACACCUUUCGUGCCGCCUCCAGAGAGGAAAAGAUGGAUCAUGAUCAGAUCGACAUGGAAGGUGACGAGUUUCAAGACGAUGAUGAAGCCCCUGGUCUCGAGGUGGAUAACGACGAGGACUUCAAAGAAGCCACUGAACGAAUUCGCCGUGACCAGCUUGGUGCCAACCUGUUUGGUGAAGCUGAUGAACGCAGGGUUGAGAAGGAACUCAAUGAGGAAAAGAAGGCCGAGGAAGAGCGUCGCAAGGAGGGCAAGCGGACCACUAAAGCUUUGAUCAAGAGAGAGAAGGAGACAAUCUACCAGUCCGACUCAAGCGGUUAUGAUCCUUUUGAAUCAUCUUCGAGCGAGGAUGACUCGGAUGAAGAGAAGAAAGAGGAUGAAAACAAGGACAAGGAGAAGGAGGACGAGAACGCGCAGAAGGGAGACUCAAAAGACAAGAACGCUUCGGGUGUUUCCUCCAAGGGUAACACAACCCCGUCUGGCCGACAGAAACAUACAGAUGCCCUGAAGAAGGGCAAGUCAUUGAAGCGCCCUGGCUCUCCCAAUCUGUCUGAAUCUAGUGGAAACGAAUCCUCACGCAAGAAGGUCAAGAAGCACGCUGUCGCAUCUGUCCAACAGAGCCGCUCGUCAACCCCUUCGUCUCAAGGACCGGCAGGCCAGAAGAGCAACCUGGGUAAGGGCGCAAUGAGCGACGGUGAGGCAACAGCAGGAGAGAUGUCGGACGGCCAGCCAAGGAAGAAGAAGAUCAAGCUUGUCGGCAGUGGGGCCAGGGGAACGCCCGUUGGCUCGAGGGCCGGUAGCCCAGCCCCUGUCGCACCUGGUUCCAAGCCUGGAUCACCCAUUCCAGAUGGCUCACCGCGUGCUGGUUCCCCUGGCGGUCCCAUUGAAGCUUGGGAGAUCAUCAAUGCUCUGCCAGACCUCCCUAAUGGUAUCAGCAUUGGAAACCUUAUGAGAAAAUUUGCGGGCCGGAUAGGAGAAGGCCCAGGCCAGAUGGACCGAAAGGACUGGAUCAAGCUCGUUCGAGAAAACUGUGCCUACGGCCCAGACAAGGUUCUCCGUCGCAAAUCUUAA
Messenger RNA from Colletotrichum truncatum, 2115 nucleotides. RefSeq names its product transcription initiation factor iif subunit alpha. The record is from RefSeq and is a predicted model, not a curated record. Lineage: Eukaryota; Fungi; Ascomycota; Sordariomycetes; Glomerellales; Glomerellaceae. Gene Ontology annotation, cellular component: nucleus; transcription factor TFIIF complex. Gene Ontology annotation, molecular function: RNA polymerase II general transcription initiation factor activity; TFIIF-class transcription factor complex binding; DNA binding. Gene Ontology annotation, biological process: positive regulation of transcription elongation by RNA polymerase II; transcription initiation at RNA polymerase II promoter.